Dermochelys coriacea (leatherback sea turtle) is the source of this 1472-nucleotide messenger RNA. It is a transcript of the gene BRMS1, whose product is annotated as BRMS1 transcriptional repressor and anoikis regulator. The record is from RefSeq and is a predicted model, not a curated record. Gene Ontology annotation, cellular component: Sin3-type complex. Gene Ontology annotation, molecular function: histone deacetylase binding. The transcript is spliced from 11 exons. NCBI's taxonomy places the organism in Eukaryota, Metazoa, Chordata, Testudines, Dermochelyidae. Gene Ontology annotation, biological process: negative regulation of transcription by RNA polymerase II. The coding region runs from base 164 to 1342 and encodes 392 amino acids.
UGGGCAGCUGGGAACCAUAGAGGCAACGGCGCUCUGGCUAAGUGGUCUCCCUGAUUGGCUGGCAGAGGAUGGGGCGGAGCCAGUAGGUGUGGAGCUUCCGGGUACGGAGAAGCGAAGCGCCUACGGGAGGGAGGCCUCCGGCCUGGGCUCCCCGAGAGUGCCCAUGCCAGUGCACCCAGUGCCCAAGGAGGUGGAGGAGAUGGAGGGGGAUGGGGACUCGGCACCUGAGCUAAAUGGCGAAGAGGAGGAGAGCGAGGAGGAGCAUAGUGCCAGCCCUUCUGAGUCAGAGGAAGAAAGCUCAGAGAUGGACGAGGAGGACUGUGAGAGGCGCCGCAGUGAGUGCCUGGAUGAGAUGUGUGACCUGGAGAAGCAGUUCUCUGAGCUCAAGGAAAAGCUAUUCAAGGAGCGACUGAACCAGGUGAAGGCCAAGCUGGAGGAUGUGGCGUCGGGGCGGGCAGCCGAGUACCUCGACCCCCUGGGUGUUCUGCAGAACAACAUGAAGAUCCGCAUCGAGGUGGCUGGCAUAUACAAGGGGCUAUGCCUGGAGGUGGUCAGGAACAAGCACGAGUGUGAGCUGCAGGGAGCACACCAGCACCUGGAGAGUGAAAAGCUGCUGCUGUACGACAACAUGCAGAGCGAGCUGCUGGAGCGCAUCCAGCGCCUGGAGGAUGAUCGGCAGAGCAUUGACAUCACCUCGGAGUGGUGGGACGACAAGCUGCGCCCCAAAAACAGCCUCAAGAAGUGGGAUCCCUUCCGGCCCGCCAAGAGGAAGAAAGCACCACUUGUGUCUGGCCCCUACAUCGUCUACAUGCUGCGGGACAUCGACAUCCUGGAAGACUGGACGGCCAUCAAAAAGGCUAAAGCAGCCGUGUCCCCCCAGAAAAGAAAAUCAGAUGUGCUGGUGAAGGUGGAGAAGCCGGGGGCCCAGUUCUCAGCCCGUUGUGAGGAGGGGCGGCUGCAUUACGAGGGCGAGAUCUACAGCAAAGGGCAGAGCGUUAUCCUGGAGGUCGGGGACGAGGCGCCCGCGCAUUGCAGAAGGGCAAGUACUCGGUGCGCAAGGCUUGAGCGGGCCCUCUCGUGGCUCAGCCCUGUGGCUCGGCACAGGCCUCCUCCUGGAAACCAAUGGCCCACGGAUCCUCCCCGGCGCAGCGAGUGGCUGGGCUUGCUCUCCCCUUGCACUAGGACUCCGAUGGAGAGGACUCUGGGGCCCUGCCCGGCGGGGUGUUCCCAUGGCCAGCACUCCCGCCUCAGAUCCCUGCAGACAGGCCAGCACGAGGCUUCACUGCUCGCUUCCCUCACUAGGACUCUGAUGUUUGUAGCAAUCUUGGGGGGCUGCACGUAAACCCCGGUGCCUGGGGCUGUUGUGCCCCCCAGGGAAAUAGGGGUGCUGGUUCCAGGGGCUUCAGCAGGAAAAGCCCUUGGCCUCGGCCAGCCCCCUGGAAGCGUUCACAUUAAAAACCAAGUGAAACAUA